AUGGCCUCUGCGGCGCCUCGGCGUCCCAAAAAGGUGGCCAAGUACGACGAAUAUGGCAACUAUUUAGGCGACUUUUACGAAGAUCCCACACCAUCUCCCGCACCGGCACCCCCCCCUGCCCCCGUCCCACCUACACCGUCCCCUACAGCGCCGGCGCAGCCUGUUGCCUCUGGUCUUCAGGCACGAGCUACGACGCAGGCCCGACCGACGCCCUUGCCGCGGCCGCCCUCAGCACGUGCGAAUAUGGGCACAAAACGUGGUGCUGCUCCUCCUCGCAGCCCCAGUGCUACGUACUAUUGUGGUGUAGACACUUCUGUGGACUCGCUACCGUCGCGAUGUGCAUUUACUGCUUCGAGUGACCUGGAGUUGAUGCUGCACCGUGCUGAUCGGCAUUUGAUAUACCCACCUGGCGGCCUAGAUGAGCUACGCCGUCGCGAUCCUAUGCGUGUCGCCGAAGAACGCGAGCGCCUAGCCCGGCAACGCAAAGGCGUGGCUCGGGCGGCGGAUGGACCCCCUGACUCUACCAUCUUAGGCCUGAACAUCAAGCUGGAUACCCCGGAACUGAUCGAAGAAUGGAUUCGACAGCGACGCAAGCGAUUCCCCACCUCCGCUGUAAUCCAAGAAAAGGCUGCCAAACAGCGAGAGCGUGAGCAGAAGCGACUAGCACGACAGCAGACGACACUUACCCCAGUGGUGCCACUGGGCGUGUCGAAAGACACAGCGUCCAGCGACUCGGAGAGUGAGCCAGAUACCCAGCCGAUUCUGUCGCAGGAGGACCAACAUGAUCCUACUUCUUCUUCUUCGUCCUCAUCUUCUUCUCCCUCCGAGUCGUCGUCUGACUCGGACAUGGACGAAGAGCGGGAUGCGAUCUCGUCCAAAAUCGAGCCGCCUUUGCGUCCUGAGGAUCUUUCCUGCGAACAGGACUCGGCCCAGCCGAGCGAGCCACAUCGAAAGCGUCCUAGUACAACUGAAGACAAGUCUGUACGUCGCGUCGUACCUCGCCGAGCGCCGCCCAAUCCGUUCGAAGCACCAGACCUGUUGCGACAAUUGCUGGAAAGGGAAAUCUUGCAGCAUGUCGAUGCUCUGGCGCAGUUCUUGCAGUUCUUACUGGACAACGAUAUGCUGAUGCACGUCGAACGCAACGUAGGCGAUGCUGCAGCGCAGCGAGCGCGUCGGGAGCGUGUCGUUGUCUUGAACGGCCCAUCCACGGCUCCCUCGUCGCCCCCCCUCCGCGCUCUAAGUGAGCUGCAGUGGCCGGACGAGCCGGACCCAUUGAUCUAUCUCGAUCCGUUACGUGCGUCCGAUCCCAAGCCGCUACGCCUCGCGGACUUGGAGGCGUUAGCGACCGAUACUACUCUGCGCGAUAUGCUUCAUCCACGAACGGCGCAGCAUCCCCAGGGCGAAGAGAAUCGCAGCUUGCGGCGUGCGCUGGAGACAUGGGAAGCGCUGCCGACCUCGCGGCAUCGCGACGCAGCGCUGCAGCUCAUUCUCGGUGUGAGUGCCCACAGUCCCAUGCAUGCGCACGAGGCGUAUAUGCCACCACAGCAACGCACACGCAGCGUGCCUGUGCGUGGCUCGAGUCUGCGUUCUCAUCGCGUGAUUGGCGAGACGGAGUUGUUCCGUUUAGGUCUGCGCGUAGCGCCGAACGAUGUCGAAUUACUGCAGCACAUGGCAGAGCGUGUCGCGGUGAUUACCAAGGGGGUCGAGUAUGAAUACAGUCUAUGA
Malassezia pachydermatis is the source of this 1725-nucleotide messenger RNA. RefSeq lists its product as hypothetical. Bases 1 to 1725 code for a protein of 574 amino acids. The record is from RefSeq and is a predicted model, not a curated record. Gene Ontology annotation, molecular function: RNA binding. Gene Ontology annotation, cellular component: nucleus. Lineage: Eukaryota; Fungi; Basidiomycota; Malasseziomycetes; Malasseziales; Malasseziaceae. The transcript has a single exon. Gene Ontology annotation, biological process: box C/D snoRNP assembly.